This is a messenger RNA of Hibiscus syriacus, 497 nucleotides long. Its product is annotated as protein NUCLEAR FUSION DEFECTIVE 6, mitochondrial-like. The record is from RefSeq and is a predicted model, not a curated record. Lineage: Eukaryota; Viridiplantae; Streptophyta; Magnoliopsida; Malvales; Malvaceae. Gene Ontology annotation, cellular component: mitochondrion. The transcript has 3 exons. The coding region runs from base 72 to 350 and encodes 92 amino acids.
UGCAAAACCCCUGGAAAGCCUAAACCCUUGUACAAACAAACCCAAAGACCUCCAAAAUCCCGCCACCAAAAAUGUCCGCCGCCAGGUCCGUCAUCCGUUCCGCGGCCGCCCGAGCUUCAGCGGCAACCAGACUCGCUGGUUCAACCAAGUCUAUGCCGCGACCCGCUUGCUCGCCCUUUCGGAUCUCCAACCAGAACCCGUUACAUGCUCGUAUUUUCAGGUCACCGGUGGAGAUGAGCUGCUGUGUGGAAACGCUGCUGCCGUAUCACACGGCCACUGCUUCAGCUUUCCUGACUUCCAUGCUUUCUGUUUCUCGCCGGAGAUCCGGUUGGACCGCUGAAGAUGGAUGAUUGUGGUUGGGAUGUGCGGUGCUAUUCAUCUCCAUGAAAAUUCGACCAACCUUGUAGGACUUUGAUGCAUGUAUUAUUCUUGGACAAAUGUGAAAAUCCUAUGUUAUUACAACAUUUGUUCUUUGAGCGUCUGGAAGUAGGUAUCAC